This is a messenger RNA of Nanorana parkeri, 2127 nucleotides long. RefSeq names its product chromosome unknown C3orf58 homolog (gene DIPK2A). The record is from RefSeq and is a predicted model, not a curated record. Gene Ontology annotation, biological process: regulation of phosphatidylinositol 3-kinase/protein kinase B signal transduction; cardiac muscle cell proliferation. Lineage: Eukaryota; Metazoa; Chordata; Amphibia; Anura; Dicroglossidae. The transcript has 3 exons. The coding region runs from base 1 to 1437 and encodes 478 amino acids. Gene Ontology annotation, cellular component: COPI vesicle coat.
AUGGCGGCAGUUAGCCACACGUCACCGCCCCGCCCUUCGCCACAUCACGUGACACAACAAGCCUUCCCACCUCCCUCCACGCAGCCACGCCUCCUGUCCCCGAUUGUUGGCUCCGGAUGUUUCGAGCCGCCUGUGUCAGUAAGUUCGGAGCGGCUCGAGCGCGGGGACCGAGAAAGGGGGACGGAGCGUUACCUGAGCGCCCCAUUCGCCGCCAGCCUGCUGGUCGUCAUGCUGAUGAACACGCACUCGCUGCUCGCCUCCUUCCAGCGGAACGAGCUGACCGAGCGCCGCUUCCUCAGCCUCAAUAAGUGCCCGGCGUGCUUCGGGACCAGCUGGUGCCGCAAGUUCAUGAACGGCCAGCUGAGCUUCGAGGGCUGGAGCCGCGUGCGCCUGCUGGACUUCUUUAACGUGAAGAACGUGCACUUCGCCCAGUACGGGGAGCCGCGGGAGGGCAGCCGCCGCGUUGUGCUCAAGAGGCUCGGCUCCAACAACGAGCUGGCCGAGCUCGACCAGAAGAUCUGCAAGAAAGCCAGCGGGCGGCCCCGCUGCGACCUCCUCCAGGCCAUGUACAAAACAGACUUCGCCCGGCUCAACGGCGACGUGCGGCUGCUCACCCCGGACGUGGUGGAGGGCUGGUCGGACCUGGUGCACUGCCCUUCUCAGCGGCUGCUGGACAGGGUGGUCAGGCGCUACGCUGAGACCAAGGACUCGGGCAGCUUCCUGCUCAAGAACCUCAAGGACACGGAGCGGAUGCAGCUGCUGCUCACCCUCUCCUUCAACCCCGAGCCCUUGGUGCUGCAGAGCUUUCCAUCUGAUGAAGGCUGGCCUUUUGCUAAAUACCUGGGAGCAUGUGGAAGAAUGGUGGCUGUGAAUUAUGUAGGUGAAGAGCUUUGGAGUUUCUUCAAUGCUCCAUGGGAAAAGCGUGUGGACCUUGCAUGGCAGCUAAUGGAAAUUGCUGAGCAACUCACAAAUAAUGACUUUGAAUUUGCACUUUACCUCUUAGAUGUCAGCUUUGACAACUUUGCAGUUGGACCUCGAGAUGGAAAAGUAAUCAUCGUUGAUGCUGAGAAUGUUUUGGUAGCUGAUAAAAAAUUAAUAAAACAGAAUAAACCAGAAAACUGGGACGUGUGGUAUGAAAGCAAAUUUGAUGAGUGUGACAAAGAAGCUUGCUUGUCCUUCUCAAAAGAAAUUCUUUGUUCCCGAACUACCGUGGACCAUAACUACUAUGCUAUUUGCCAGAACCUCUUAUGUAGACAUGCUACCUGGCGUGGCACUUCUGGGGGUCUCCUCCACGACCCUCCAGCAGAAAUUGCCAAAGAUGGCCAUCUCGAGGCACUGCUUGAUGAAUGUGCAAACCCAAAGAAAAGAUAUGGCAGGUUUAAAGCUGCUAAGGAAUUAAGAGAAUACCUUGCACAGCUAAGUAAUAAUGUGAGGUAGUCCAUACUGUUUUGUCCUUUUUAUUUUUUUUUUCUGUCUAGCAAAUAAAGUGUAAUUGGCUAGAGCACGUACCAGCUUAAAUUACUGUUGUAUAGCCAGGCGUUUUAAAUAGAAGCUUUGUAAAUGCCAUGAAAUUAAACUGAAGUGGAAAGCAGAGUGGUAUCCAAUCCUUUGCAAUCAAGCCAGGUACGUGUUUCUAUCUAAUUAAAACUUAAACUACUAUUGAUUUUUCUCUCGGAUUACCCGAGAGGCAGAUCACAUGAGAUCUCCAACUGACUGGAGAAAAACGGACUUUAGUAGCCUAAUUGAUUAUUCAUGUGUCAAAUAGUAGUUGACAAUGGCAUAUUACAUUGGUAUCACAAUUUUUGUGAAGCUGAUGCCUUUACUUGGAAAGUUCAAGUUAAGACUGCUGGCCUGUUUUAAAGGCUUUUUUUCUUACAUCAUUUCAUAUUUGUAUGUUGAGGCACCGAUAUUUUGUUCCAGCUCUUGAUUUUUUUUGGGGGUCCCCUCUCUGUUGCGUCCUGUUUCUUAAUAUCUUUUUUUACAUAUGCUGUAAAUAUAUUCCAAUUCUGCAUUAAAAUGUAGUCAUUGUUUAGUUUUCUUUAAACCAUUUAUUUGACUUGACCCUUUUUCUCUCAUUAUCGUCUCCUGCUGAUAUCGGUGCACUCAAGCUGUGGUUCUGAAUGAUGC